Messenger RNA from Felis catus (domestic cat), 1023 nucleotides. Its product is annotated as translation initiation factor IF-2-like. The record is from RefSeq and is a predicted model, not a curated record. The transcript is spliced from 7 exons. Lineage: Eukaryota; Metazoa; Chordata; Mammalia; Carnivora; Felidae.
AUGGCGGACCUGAAGUCUACUGGACAUCAGACAGAAGCUUCCUCUUCGGGGCUGGGGGCCCCUCGCCCACACCGCGCAGCCUGGCAGGUUUGCGGUCCGGGCGGCACCGGGGUUGCGGCGGGUACCGCCGCGACGCCCGCGCGGGGCAGGCCCCGGGGCGCAUGCGCGGGCCGGGGCGCAGGAGGCCGCGGCCGCCCGCGCAGCCUCGCUCGAGCCGGUCUCCGUGGCAACGGGCUCGCGGGGGGGAGGGGCCGGGCGGCGUGGGCUGCGGCGGCUGCUAUUUCUGCCGCUUCCUGUUCCUCGCGGCCACGUCGCCAUGGCAACGGUGUUACUCACCGCGGCCGCUUCCCGGCUCGGCUGGCGCGCGUGACCCCGGCCGCCCGCGCCCCCUCGUCUCUCACUCGCUGCGCUGCCGCUCUCCACCCCCCGCCCCACCCCACCCCACCCCGGCGGCGUCCUCCUCCGGCACCCCGGUCCGUCCAGCGCGCCCCGGCGCCCCAUCCUUCCCCUGCUCCCCGCCCCUCUCCGCCGGUGCCCGCGGCUCGGCUCGGGAGGGGGGGGGGUGGAGAGGGCGGCAGAUUGAUGGGGGACAUGAUCAACCAGCGCUCCCCCAGGCCCAGGAUCGCCUCUCCAGGCCGUCUGGAGUCUAAAGCGACAAGCCAGUUCCCCACUAAGACGUGGCGCGUGAUCGGCGGCCCCCCGCGGGCUGUCACUAGGCUCGCGGGCGUCUCCCAGGCCCUGCGGCGACAAGGCUGCCGCUUUCCCCGGUUCCUGCCCGCCCCCGCCUCUUCGGGCCCCGGCCCCUGGCCCCUGGCGCCUGGCCCGGACGGUCGUCACCAUCACUGCGGUUGGAAGCGCCACGGUGGUGGGCGACAUCUGGUGCGCACUCACCACGUAGGAGCCCCAGCUGAGAGGACCCAGAGAGGACCCACAGUCCCGACCCGACUGUCCCCCUGGCCGGCCUGAAGGGCUCUGCUCACUGAUCCAAAGAAGCUCUUUCCUUUCCCUCAGGCGCUUCUCUGA